Messenger RNA from Mercenaria mercenaria, 1309 nucleotides. Its product is annotated as EMILIN-2-like. The coding region runs from base 215 to 952 and encodes 245 amino acids. Gene Ontology annotation, molecular function: protein binding. The record is from RefSeq and is a predicted model, not a curated record. Lineage: Eukaryota; Metazoa; Mollusca; Bivalvia; Venerida; Veneridae. The transcript has 2 exons.
AAUUUCAUCAUUUUCACAAAACUGAACAAUUUCUGAUGGUUGAAUUGCAAGGUGACCUUGCGUAAAGUUCCGAUGAUUAAGGAAAUUUUUUAGAAACUUACCACUGAUUGUGGAUUGGAUGUAUAGGCUUGUGGAAGGUGGGUUAAACUAUUAAUACGAUUGAACGGCUAUAUUUGGAAUUAUUAUAGUCAAAAUCGCAGCAGGAUUUAAUAUCAUGAAAAUGAAAAGAGGGAUAGCUAUACUUUUGAUAUGUUUAAUGAGUUUGAACGGAAAUCAAGUCAAUUGUUCAACUUUGGACAUAGAAGGCUUACAAUUUAAUAAAGUACAUCAAAACUACGAACUUGAAAUAGCUGCACUGAAAUCCGAAAUGGCCUUUCUACAAGACAGAGUAACACAACUUGAGAAGAAUGUGGAUAGUUCGGGAACUGGAGUUUUAAUAGAGGACAGGACUGGAGGCACGAAGUGUACUAAUCAUAUCUUGAAAAAGCGAGCAGCUGUGAGAAGAAGGCGAAUUCGAAGACCUGAGGUAGCAUUCCAAGCGUCUUUAACAAAAGAAUCGGCGACAUUUCAACUGUACGAUACAAUUGUCUUCAACAGCGUGAUAACGAACAUUGGCCGUGCUUACAACAAACAUACUGGCAUCUUUACUGCACCUGUAUCCGGAACUUACACCUUUAACACAAAUAUCGUGUCAGAGAAAGGACAUUAUGUCGAAGCUAGUAUUAAAGUUAAUGACAUAGUGACUGUUUCAGCAAUUAGCGAUCAUAUAAUCUCUCCAGAUGGAGAAUAUGUUGCAACGUGGGACCAAGGAAAUGCUGUAGCCAUUUUAAGGCUAAAUAGAGGAGACAAAGUGUCUGUAUCUGUGCAGUGGCCACAAGGAAACCAUGUUAUACACGGUGUUGGAAAGUCUAGUUUUUCUGGAUGUCUGUUGAGAUCGCAUGAACGUCGCUAAGACAACAAAUGAAAGCGAAAUAUGUGCAGGAAUCAACAAACGUUUGUUCGAUUAAUCCUAACAACUUCAUCUUAAAGAUUACUUUAAUAUUUUCUCAAUGUGAUGCUAAAAACGUUCAGGUUUCAUGUUUGCAAUAACAUUAUAGUAGAUCUGUCGCAUUAUUGGUAUUUCAGAAUUUCCAAUUCCUACAGACAGAAACAUUUUAUCUGCUGAUGUAUCGGAUUUGUUGAAAAGUGCAAACAAUAUGGCCAUUCCAAAGGCUACAACAUAGGGAAUUUUCUCUUGCUCUGAAAACGAAAAUAAUUCACUUAAUCUCUUUCAUGAAUCUUUUUAUCAUUAAAAUGGAUAUACGUUUUA